UCGAAAUAUUCUUUAUGCACGAUACGUAAUGUUUUUUUGAGCUGUAUCUGACUAGGAAGUAUAGAAGGAGGACGUGGUACUUUCCUGAAUAUGGAGAUGGACAUUAGGCAUCGGCACCUGAGAAUCUUGUGUGCCGCUGGAAGCUAAUUUGUCCGGAGGCGGUUCCAUAAGUGGCCGAUCAUCCGUAGCCGGCAAGUUUUUGCGGAGCUAACAGCCCGACUGCGCUUACAGCAAUCCCGUGGAACCAGAGAAAUCACUACCACUGAAUAUGGAGUCACGAAGUCACUGGAAAUCUUUUGUGUUACUAGUUGCGUUGAUCUCCAUCGGGUGGUUACACGGUUUCCCUUCCGCUAAUGGAAACGGCUUACCGAAACAGCAAGCAAUGCCCCAGCGGCCGGCUGAGGGCGGUGCCAAAGCUGUUCCCUCAACCACCGCACGGGCACAGGCAGGGGCCCCACCCGCGCAACGUACCCCAGUCAAUCGAGGGAGUAUUUCGUUGCCGAACUGGUGCAGCGUGGGGACCUACGCUCGCAACGGCGAGCCACUCUUCACCACCAUGACUCGGACCGAGGAUUCACACAAGGUUUACCACAAUGCCUUCUGGCACGCACACAAAUGGUAUGCGCUGGUGCCGCCAGAUGCCAUGUUUCGUGACGGCGACCAGCCUGGCACUUCCGACACUCCCCUUUCCACGUCCUCCACGGAUGCUACCACCACCACCAGUUCCGUUGCUAGCCACCCUCCUAGCAGCCAGCUCGAGGAGGGCCUCUCCGUUAACUGCGCGCUGAUCAACCUGCCUGUCAGCAACAUCAGUUCCUUCACCGACAACAUGCGCACCGGCUUCCUGCCGGGCACCACCCUGCUGGUAGACUUCCCCUUCCCCGCCUUCCCCGACAACCUGGGCCACUGGGCGGAGAUCAUGCUGACCACCUACUCGGUACUUAUGGACGGAGCAUGGCGGAGUAACUCCGUCGGCACCCGGGGGGGCUAUGUGGACCGCAUCCUGUUACCCAAUCUGCGAAAGGAAAUGAACGACUGGUUCAAGGAAAUCCUGGCCAUUGCAGUGGCGCCUGGAGUGCGGAAGGGAGGCGCCCCGGUACCGCCCAUCAUUGACCAUGCGGACCUGGAGGCCUUCCCCAAGCUGUCCUGGCUGGCCAUUGAGAACCUGCUGGUGGUGCAGGACAGGGACCCGUUAACCGCUGCCCAAGCGAGCGAGCGAACAUUAGACGGGCGAUCGGAACUAGACCUGCGAGCAGGGGGCAAUGUGGGGGCAUUCCGGCGCCUUUUGGACGGGGAAGGCCACAUCAGGAGGGCUCUUUACCUACCGUACACCCACCCGGAGCGCAAGACCGGCUUCAUCGGUGCGGACCACGGCGACCUGUGGCGGUACGACGGCUGCGGGCGUUACGUCAACCGGGAGCUGGAUGUGGGGUUCAGUAACGCCAGCUACGCGGCGGCUUUCAGGGCUGCCGCCUACAAGCGAGCUGGCCUGGACCCUCCUGCCUCCAGCUGGGUCCCCGGCUCCCCUCCGCCCCCUCCCCUGCCCGGCUCACCCCGGGUCAUGACGCUGCUGCUGCCGCAUGAGGACUAUCCCCCGGUGGUCAACUGGCAGGAGGUCCAGGAGGUCUUGCGGCGGGUGGGGACGGCCACCGGCCUGGAGGUGCGCACCGUCACCCUGUCCACGGAUGCGCCCUUCGUCUCGCACCUGGACACGUUCGCACGCAGCUCGGUGCUGGUGGCGCGACAUGGGCCCCUGCUGGCCACUGCAACACUCAUGGCGCCAGGUUCUGCCGUCGUCGAGCUGCUGCCGUACAAGUGGGAAUGGCUGGGCCUCUCCAAGCUGUACUACAACAUGACUCAGAGCGCUGGCGACCUGCACCACUUUGCCUGGCGGGCCACCGACCACCGCCUCGUGCACUACGACCACGAGAACUACACGCGGUACCACUCCUGGACCCCCGAGGAGUGCAGCGCCCGGGAGUGCCUGAUGGUGCACGCCCGUGCGGGGCUGACGGUCAACACUGUGGGGGCGACACACGUCGGUAGGUAUACUCUCUGGUGCGCAUGCGGAUGCACUCUCGGUUGUCCUCCGCCGGCCAGAACGGUGCGGUUCAGUUCGGAGCUGGAGUCCCUGCUGCGAGCCAAGCUGCCGGAUGUGGUGGCCGGCGGGGACGUGGGGGAGCUGCGGGAGCCCUGGCCCAAGGCGGUGUAG
Messenger RNA from Volvox carteri f. nagariensis, 2212 nucleotides. RefSeq lists its product as uncharacterized. Lineage: Eukaryota; Viridiplantae; Chlorophyta; Chlorophyceae; Chlamydomonadales; Volvocaceae. The coding region runs from base 269 to 2212 and encodes 647 amino acids. The record is from RefSeq and is a predicted model, not a curated record. The transcript is spliced from 11 exons.